Perognathus longimembris pacificus (Pacific pocket mouse) is the source of this 921-nucleotide messenger RNA. RefSeq names its product olfactory receptor 8S1-like. Gene Ontology annotation, cellular component: membrane. The coding region runs from base 1 to 921 and encodes 306 amino acids. The record is from RefSeq and is a predicted model, not a curated record. Lineage: Eukaryota; Metazoa; Chordata; Mammalia; Rodentia; Heteromyidae. Gene Ontology annotation, biological process: G protein-coupled receptor signaling pathway. Gene Ontology annotation, molecular function: G protein-coupled receptor activity; olfactory receptor activity. The transcript has a single exon.
AUGAGAAACUUCAGUGCCAACUUUGAGUUUAUCCUCCUUGGGCUGACUCCUGAUGCCCAGGUCCAGACUUUACUCUUUAUGCUGUUCCUGGUGAUUUAUGUCCUGACCCUGACAGGGAACUUCACCAUGCUGCUGGUGAUGCUGACUGAUACUCAUCUUCAUUCACCCAUGUACUUCUUCCUGGGUCACCUCUCUUUGCUGGAUCUUUUGUAUUCAUCAGUGACUGUACCCACGAUGCUGGAAAACCUCAUGUCAACGACAAAAGCUAUCUCCAUGGGAGGAUGUUUUGCCCAGGCCUUCUUUGUGUUUGUCAGUGGGGGCACGGAGGCCUGCUUGCUUGCAGUCAUGGCCUAUGACCGCUAUGCUGCCAUUUGCCACCCUCUGCUCUAUGGCCAGAUAAUGAGCAGCUGGCUCUGUAGGGGGCUUGUGGGGGGCUCUUGGGGCCUGGCCUUCCUGGAUGCAUUCAUUAACACCCUUCCAGCUGUAAAUUUGGAGUUCUGUGAGUACAGAACCAUUCACCACUACAUCUGUGAGCUUCCUUCUCUCUUCCUUCUCUCCUGCUCUGAUAUCUCUGUCAAUAUCACUAUCAUGCUCUGGUCUUUUGUCAUCCAUGCUUUUGGAACUUUUCUCCUGAUUUUAUCUUCCUAUGGUUGCAUUGUCUCCACCAUCCUGAGCAUCAGCUCCACCACAGGCAGAAAGAAGGCCUUCUCCACCUGCUCCUCCCACCUCACUGUAGUGAUCCUGUAUUUUGGUGCCUCGUGCUUACGCUAUCUCAUGCCAGCCUCAGGGUCCCCCUGGGAGUUAAUCUUCUCUUUGCAGUACACGGUGAUCACUCCCAUGCUGAAUCCUCUUAUCUAUAGUCUGAAGAACAAGGAGGUGAAGACAGCGGUAAGAAACAUGUUUAGAAAACAUUUCCAGUAG